Molecule: messenger RNA, 7809 nt
Organism: Bombyx mori (domestic silkworm)
Lineage: Eukaryota; Metazoa; Arthropoda; Insecta; Lepidoptera; Bombycidae
Exons: 25
Coding region: 210-4439 (1409 amino acids)
Biological process (GO): adenylate cyclase-activating G protein-coupled receptor signaling pathway
Cellular component (GO): membrane
Molecular function (GO): G protein-coupled receptor activity
Source: RefSeq, a predicted model, not a curated record
CAGUAUCCCGGCAUCUGCCGUAGAGCGAGGACGUGGAGUUUGUGUCGUAUGAUUUCGCGAUCGCGAGUGUGUCACGUUACGAUGUCGAGUGGUGAAUUUAAAUUCGAUGUGUGAGAAGUGAGUGAAAAACUUCAGUGAUUUUUAGUUUUGAUCUCGUGUCAGCGAGGCCAGAGCUCAGAACAACGAGGCCAGGCAGGCUCUUCAUUAAAAUGUUGACAAUGCGGCGCCUCCUCGUGACGCUGAUAGCCAUCGCCGCCGACAUCUACGCUCAAGACUCGCCCAGGGAACAUCAGGGACCACAGAUUUGCGGGGGCCGGCUCCGAGGACCCACGGGCGUGAUACAGACACCCAAUUUCCCCAACCCGUUUCCCGUGCCGAUAAAGUGCCGUUGGAUUAUCGAGCACGACAUCGCGAACGGAACUAUUUCGAUAUAUUUCACUCAACAAUACACGACUAGUGGAUUAACCUUCACUGAAUACAUGUAUUAUGAUGAAUCGUAUAAGCUGGGCGAGAGGCGGGCUCUAACUGUGACCGAGGACAGCAUCACAAGAGUUAAAUGGCUGCAGGUACAAAGUCCUGUGCUGGUCGUCGAGUUAUCGCUGGAUCGACUUGAAGGCACUCAGCUGCGAGCGUUGGGUCUUCUCUCGGUAUUUGGAUUCAACGUGACGUACUCUGUGAGGGGACCGACUGAUUCCGCAGGACCUGCUUCGUGCAGUGCUAUAGAAUGCCGACUACUAGGUCAUUGUUACGCCAGCCAAGAUUACCAGAAGUUUUACUGCUCUUGCUUCGAGGGUUACUCGGGCGUGGACUGCGGCGUGGGCCCUCUGUGUCCGCGGACCUCGAAUAUGUGCAAAAACGGCGGCACCUGCAGACAAAUGGGCCCCGCCGCCGUGAGCUGCAUAUGCGCCCCUGGAUAUACAGGAGAUUUCUGUGAAUCACAAAUAGAAUCACCAGAAUGCGAUAUAGAAGAGUGCGCCGAAGGUUGUAAGGGUGGGGCCUGCGAUUGUAAUCCAAGAGAUACGGACGCCGUGUCGGCACGCUUCGAAACGAGACUGCUAGUAAUGGACCAACCAAAUAUUAACAUAUCACAGGAAAUCGUGGAACAGAUUACAAAUUAUCUUAAAUCUUCGAACAUUACAUUGGAAGAUAAUAUUGAAAUUUUGAAUAUAAGCUCAGUGGAUACGAACCACGCUAGGACAGUGUGGCUUCGGAUGUGGGCCGCCAGACGUGACGCAGGAACCUUGAGGACGGUGCUAGCUAGACUGGCGGCAAUGAGGACUCGUACUGACAGGCUCCGCUUGCUCCCCGCUACCCUGCACUUCGAUAUGCAACCAGCGCUCAACCUACACGCAUUAAUCGUAAAUCAACGUCCGGAAGUCUGGGAGGGUUCAGAGUUCAUUCUGAGCUGCAUGGCUUACGGAUCUCCACAUAUCGCCUUCACUUGGUACAAAGAUGGAGUCAAAAUCAAUUUUAAUGGAACAACAAGAGAAAUCUGGACUAGGACAGUCUCAGAAGACGCCCUCGGUCGUCGUAUGUCGGUACUCGGAGUAGCUGAAGCCAAAAGACUGGACGGCGGCAAGUGGUCCUGCACCGCUGAUGACGCCGGCAGAAGACGUUGCAGAGCCCUAAUGCUGGCAGUCCUGAGACCACCGAAUAUACGGCUUGUACCUUCCACUUUAACAGUAAACAAGGGAGAAAACGUGAGCAUCACGUGUUUGGCAGGAGCAAGUAGAAUGCACGGUGCUUUGGGGUUCAGUUGGGCUCGAGAACGCGGUCUUUUACCUCUGAAUCCAGGUCGAGAAGUGUGGGAAGACUUGUACCCUGCUGGAAGUGUGUUGAAAUUGUAUAACGUUCAGAAAUCUGGUGAAUUCCGUUGCCAAGUAUCUUCAAUAGCCGGUACUAACUCUAAGGGAGUAACAAUGUGGGCUCUUGGAACUAAAGACGAGGCUUGUGAAAGUGACGCUUCGCAUGGUCUCCGAUGGCCGAAAACUGCCCCUGGUGCUCAUGCCUCAGCGUCUUGCCCUCCUGGACACACUGGAGAAACUACUAGAUUCUGCGAACCGAAAACGACCCAGCACGGUGUUAAAUGGAAGCUACCAGAUUUCUCCGGAUGCGUCGCGGAUUCAUUAAACGACAUUUACGAGCAAUUCACUCACAUCUACUUUGGGUAUUCCUGGAAUAACGUAUCGAACGUAGCCCGUCAGUAUGGAGCGGUCCUUCGCUCCCUACCAUCACAUCCAGGCGAAGGGACGCUUCCCCUCCACCAGACAAAAGAAAUGCUGCACUAUUUGUUAUCUUCCGCUGGACGACCGGCAGACAGAAUGCAAAGUGCUGAGCAUCUUCUCAAGAUAUACGACACUUUGCUCAAGCAUCCUGAUGCCUUUUUGGAUGAAGAGAAAGUCUACGAUCUUCAAAACUCGAUAGCAGAGACAGCCGGAAUGCGAACCAACCUCGACACACAUUUCCACGAGUUUACAGUCAAAACGAAACCAGCGAGAGAAGACAGUGCUGCACAUUUUGAUCUUCAGUCAGGUCCUAUUGGAUCUGAGGAGUGGAUGCUGACGUCAGCCGGCACUGAAUUACUCGCUAGAACGGGAAACGCUACCGUUGUUGCAGUAUUGUAUCACAAUUUGGGAACAAGAUUACCUUCUUUAAGGCGAUCUGUAGAGUAUAACCAGUCGUCUUCUAGGAGCGGUCGUGAAAUGGAGUAUCUGGUGUCAUCCCAACAGAUCCAAUUGUACGCCACUGGUCCCGGAGUCGACAAUAGCUUACAACAUACGGUGAACCUAUUAUUCACUCAUGUCAAGAACUAUAGCGCUGUUGCAUCAAAACUCGCCUGUGGUCUUCGCACUCCGUCUGACCCAAGAACAUGGAUCACCAAAGCUUGUGAAGUGAAAGUUCCUGAAGCAACGCACGUGGCUUGCAAAUGUCGAGGGCUUGGUACAUAUGCACUAUUCACGAUAGCCAGAUCUACGUUGACCGAGGCAGAAAAGGACCUGCGCGGUAUUGUGAAGAUAACGGUCAGUCUGGGAGGAGCGAUGUGCUUAGCUGCAGCAGCUUUGCAACUGCUGGCACUGAUUGCUGGGACUAAGGCGAAGCUACCUGUACUACUGAAAGCUGCGACUGCGGGGACUCACUCAGCUGCGAUGCUGACCCUGCUAGAGUGUGACACAAGACAGGAUGAAGCGUGUCCGGGUACUCUGGGAUGGGUGUGCGCGGCGUGCUGGUGCGCGGGGUGCGCGGCGCUUUGUGCGCAGCCACUACUGCUGCAGGCCGAGCUCGCUGGUAGAGCUCAGAAGGCACCGUCUGUCGGACUACUUGCCGGUGUGUGCACAUUGUCGUGGCUGACGGCACGGAUAUGGGGCGGCGCGCCCCUGCAAGUGGGGGCGGGUGCGGCCGCAGUGUGCGCGGCAGGAUGCGCGCUACUCGCCUCUCUCUGCUUGGCGCUAGCACUGUGCGCCGCUGCGAGACUGCGAGCCAUCUCACACAAGGUCCCCGCUGAUAGGAGAAGCUAUAUCAAUGACAGAGGGCGCGUCGUUCGUCACACAUUAAUACUUCUAGUGUCAACAUCGGCAGCUCAAGCAGCGGGUGUGGCUUACGCACAGCCCGGGGAACGGACUGUGGCGCACGUCGCCGCGCUAUCCAUCGCAGCCCUGGCCAACGGUAUAGCGAUGCUGGCUUGCUACGUGAUAAGAGAUGAAGAGUGUCUGCGUUCAGUCCGAAAAGUCCUGACACUGACUCCGGCUCGAGACUGGAGAGAUGAACCCACCGGAGAUACCUCGCUGAGUUUAUACAUAAAACAAGGAGGUGAAGUUGAGAGUCGCGGCGGCGUCGGCAUAUUUGAAAGCACAUCGUCACCGGUUUCACCAAUUUCCUCAUACUGGCGAGCUCCUGGACUUGAAAGCCCUACUAGAUUACACAGGCGUCAAUCGACUCCAGACAGUCGUGCCGACAUCGUCCGUUGUGUAGAAUAUAAGUGUCCAGUGAGAGGGCCAUCGGGUGGACAAGCUGUCUGCGACCUCAUCCCUCGCGGCGAGUACGACGCACGUGUGUGUCUAGAGCUCGGUGUGAUGCGCCCUCCACCGCCCCCCACCCUCCUCACCUGCUCCCUCGACAUCGAACCCAACAAGCGAAUCGUCCACCCCACCGACACGUGCACCAUUUGCGUCCACUCCAAUCCGGACGUCUCUAAAAUUCCCUCGCCUCCAAUCAAAAGCUGCCUCAAAAAAAAUAAGAAUCUAUCUUCGAGCUCCUCCCUGCCAUCCAUCGAGGCCAGCAAAUCCGAUAUCGACCAGAUCAACAGAGAAUGGAAGAAAGCCUACGAUUCCCCGGAAACUGAUAAAAUGCUCAACAAAAUCUCGAGCGAUCUGGAUUUUCUAUUGAAUAGGAAUCAAGAGAGCAAAGCCGCUCUCGACCAAAUAGAAGAGGCUCCGACUUAGUGUCCAUCUGAGGCUUAGUUUAGUCUAAGGAAACGAAUAAAAUGGAAACAGGGGUGCGUUACGCCAGAUAGUUAAUUGUAAAUAGUUAAACAUUGUAUCCAGAUAUAGGUAUAAACGUUUUAAUCUAUGUAUGAUUGUAACGUGUUUUAUGUGGGCAUUAAAUAAGAAUGAUUUUAUUUAUCCAAUUCUAAAAAAAGACUAAUGGAACAGAGAGUCGAUAAGUUUAAAGGAUAUAUAUUUUUAAAGGUAUUUAAACAUUGACGGAUCUAAAGUGUUUCUAAAUGCCCUAGAAAACUAAUGUCCCGCUAAUGUUCCGAUAUUAAUAAAUUUUCUAUUUUAGUUUGAUCAGAGCACAUACUUACAGACUUACAUACAAUUCUGUGUUAUAUGGAUGACAUAACUCACAUCGUGAUGUGGUUUUUGGUAAUAAUUACAAGGAGGUAUACAGUGAGUUAGUUCAGCCAUCUAGUGCACUAAACAUACUUUCAAUUUAUAGGCACAUAAAACUUUGUACUAAUUUGACCGGGACUCGAAAACGUCCACAUAAAAUGUAACGUAAGUAACUAUAAGAAAUCUUUACGUAUACUAGUCAAUGUACUUAAAAUGUACAAUACAUAACUUAGGAUAGCAUUACGAUCAUUAUCGACGGUAUAUUCUGAUGGAAUGACACUUUAAUAGUAAAUUUCAUAAAGAAUUGUCAUAAUAUUUGUUUUAAUUAUUUUUCUCGAUAUGCAAUUGAUAUCUAUGUAGUUUUAAGUUAGCAACAAUCUGUGUGCUUAGUGCGAGUUUUGUAACGUUCUCGAUAGCGAGCCAGUUUGCUCAAAUUUGUAUGCAAUUGGAACAGCGCCCCUAGCGGCAAACGUACCCGGUGUUAUUUUGUGAGUGCGAGUUCAUAUUAACGUUGUGAUCUCGUAACCGAGUAAUUUUACCGAAAUGAGUACCACGAAUGACAUUUGUGCGAGUGCGUGUUGCAAAUUAGUGGAUUUUAACGUUUCGAUCGAGUAUUUCUUUAGUAGUUCUAUUUUUCAAACUAGAGAGGCAAAAGUAUCAUGCCAUAGAGCCUAACCUUUUUUUUAUGAAAAAUGAUAAUAUGGAGUGAAAUGGAUUUGAUUAAUUUGAAACAUUAAUCAAUUGGCAUGGGAAUGAAAUGAAAUGAGAUCAGAUAAUAUGGGAUAAAAUAUAAUCUCAGUAAAAUGCUGAUUAUUUACUGAGAUUCACCUCUACUAAUACAAACGUUUUUCAAAAUUAGUUUCUCUUUUCCGUUUGUGUUCACGAUUUUAACUGAUUCUAGAAUAAAAACUAUAAUCACAUACAAAUCUAAUUCAAUAAAGACUAAAUUUACUCCGGAUUCAGUGAGACUUACACAAACCCUGAUUUACUAUUAGAAGUAAAAUUAAGAAAGACUAAAACAAUAGGCCCAAUAGCAUUAGGCUACUAUAUUCGAUAAACAAUUGAACAACGAAAUGUAUAGAGUUUUUAGUGUUUAAUUUUUAUUCGACCAAUUGUUAUGAAGACUAAAUUUAGCGCAAUAUUUAACAUUUAAACUGGAAUAAUCGUUAAUGGAGUAUCUGACAGCAAACAGUGCACAUGCAGAGGCAGUUAAGGGUAUAUAUAGAUCAGAUUAAUAAUUGGCACAAUUAAAAUUUCAUUGUAAAAGUUGAAGAAACUAAGAAAACGCGUUGUUACAAUAUUUCGUAUUUGGGACUAAAUGUCUAGCAGUUGAUGACAAUUAUACUCUAUUCCAAUUACGAAGUCCCAUGAGACAGAUGUUAUUAUUAUGUUAUUGUGUGUGUGUGUGUGUGUGUGUGUAUUAAUUGUAUAAUGAUGUAGAAUGAUCGUGUCUUUUUUAAAUGAUAUUUACGACCAUGACCAAAAAAUGAUUUUUAUUUUAAUUAUAUAGAUUAUGCGAAACGUAAAGGGUUAGGUUCUAAGAAGUGUCAAAAUAGAUGAGGGAUUUUAUGACCUGGUAACUGAGACCUUUAAGUCAUGUCUUAUUUUAAUUUAUAUUCAUAUUUUAUGAAAAAUGAUAUUAAGGAGUGAAAUGAAAUGAAGAUGAUUAAUAUGAGACAUUAAUCAACUGGGAUGAAAUUAAAUGAAAUGAAAUGGGAUGAAAUAUAAUCUCAGUAAAAUGGUGGUCAUUUACUAAGAUUUUUUCAGUGGACUUUUUGGAGGAUCCUGAGAAGUUACGUCCAGCGGCUCUGUUUCAUUUUCCCACAUUUGUGCACUUUCACAGAUAUUAAACAGUUAAUAAACCACCAUUAUUACACAUUUAAACCCGAAGAAACACUAAAUAGACAAAAUAAAACAAAUCGCACAACUUCACUCCUCGCGUUCCCGCCAAAAAGUCCUGUCAAAAUAGACACUUCGUAAUUGUAAUAGAGUAAAGAACGGAUCUGCGGAUGCGUCAGCAUUUUAAUUUUCAAAAAAAAGGUACUUUAAAGUACUAUUUAUGUACACCUUGGGUUUUCUCAAUAUAGAUGUGGACGCGAACUAUUAAAUUUAAAAAAUUAUAAUGUGAUAGUAUUUUAAUAAACUGUUUUUUUUUUCAUGAACUAUUAAGUUUUAUUGUGUAGUGAUUUUUUGUAAAUUUUUGUGUUCGUUCCACUAUAUAGCUGUUUUGGAGAAAUUACGGUAUUAUUUCAUGUAUACGGUAUCAUUAAGUAUUUUGGAAGCUGUUAUUAAUUUUUAGUUUUUUUUUUUGUAAAAUAAUGAUAAUCAUCAAAGUACGCUAACAUUACAGUUUAUGACGAAACAUUAUUUUAAGCGUUUAAUACCUAUUUAUGUUUAAUAUCUUUCACAUCUUAGUUAUAAUGCAAACAAUAUGGCCGGUAUAUAUGUAUUUAAUAUCUAAUUAGCUUUCUUACAUGGAGUACUUAAAGAACUACAUACUAUCCUUAUGUAUGUACUUCCUUAGUAGUAAUAGUUCCAUUUUUCCAACAGGAACGCCCAAAGUAUCAUAUCAUACAGCCUAAUAUUUUUACCUAACUAAUAUACCUGUUUCAAGCUAAAUAUAAGAACUUGAUAUUUAAGACAGAAAAGAAAUACGUUGCUUGUUUUUAUCAAAUCUAAUUGUUUUUAAUAUUUUAUAUUUAUAUAAUUUUUAUAUUUUAGUAAUUUAUAUUGCGUUAAAGAUUGGGCUCAAAUAGCUUUCAAUGUUAUAAAUUUGAAUUCAAAAUUAUUAGAGGUUCUUUACAUUGUUAAGCAUUCGUAGACUCAUCAUGUAUUAGAUAAGAAAUGUGUAAAAAAUACUAUAUAAAUAAUAAUAAUAAUAAUAAUAAAUAUAAUAUGUAAAUAAAACUAAUUUAAGAAAAGUAAUCUAAGCGAAUUACGGUAUAUUUUUAUUUACAAAUACAUUUUUUUACCAAUGAUC